GUUGAAGAUGUGGCAAGACAGUUGUAGCUUCAUUUUCUGUCAUUGUCUCCUUUGCAUAUCUGUCCUCUUUAAUGAUCAUCACCUAUAAAAGUAUAUGUAUAAAUAAAGCCCCUCAACUCUAACUCCAAAAACUUUAUAUUCUUUCUCUGCAAAUAUGGCUGUUUUUGUGGGAAGGCCAUUGGUUGAAGCAGUGGAACACAAUGGAGAAGAUUUCAGUGAUCACCAAGAGGCUAGCGGAUGUGGGUAUGGGUGCUUUCAUGUUUUAGGGGUUAGAUGGUGGCAAGGCCAUGAGGAAGGUAAAGGCCUACUAGAGCAAAAGGAAGACUUGUGGUGGAGCUGCAAGUUGAGGAAGAUAAAGGAGGUUUCAGAAGUGAUUGCAGGUCCUAAGUGGAAGACAUUCAUUAGAAAGAUUAGCGGGUAUGUCAAGAAGCAGCAGAAGAAUAGGUUCCAAUAUGAUGAACAAAGUUAUGCUCUCAACUUCAGUAGUGGGGCUCAAAGUGAAGAUGAUGGCUUGCCACACAGUUUCUCUGUUAGGUUUAGUGCUCCUUUUCCCUCUGGACGUCGCCAAACUGAACUAUGAUUCAUGCAUAUUGAUUAUUCAGAGAUUCGCAGGCAGCUGAGUAGCAAAUUGUUAUUUGAUCCAAGUCUCAAUAUAUUUCUUUUUGGUAGGCCUCUUUGAUCGAGGACCCUUUUUUUGUAACGUCUGUUGAGUCUAUGUAAAUUGCAGCUAUUUUGGAGUUUAGAAGUUUUUGGAAAGUGUAUUAAACGAUUAAAUUAUGUUCUUUGAAUUGUGACUGAA
Cicer arietinum (chickpea) is the source of this 799-nucleotide messenger RNA. RefSeq lists its product as uncharacterized. The record is from RefSeq and is a predicted model, not a curated record. Lineage: Eukaryota; Viridiplantae; Streptophyta; Magnoliopsida; Fabales; Fabaceae.